Messenger RNA from Colletotrichum costaricense, 540 nucleotides. RefSeq lists its product as uncharacterized. Gene Ontology annotation, biological process: vesicle-mediated transport. Lineage: Eukaryota; Fungi; Ascomycota; Sordariomycetes; Glomerellales; Glomerellaceae. The record is from RefSeq and is a predicted model, not a curated record. Gene Ontology annotation, cellular component: intracellular membrane-bounded organelle. The coding region runs from base 1 to 540 and encodes 179 amino acids. The transcript has 3 exons.
AUGGCGGACGCUGUAGGCAAUGUUCACAUUCUGCCCUUUCCCAUCGACUCACUCGACAAGAGACAAUUCUACUGCAGCUCCGGUCAAGUCUACAGAAACGGAGCAUGCUAUGAACGCGGCGCAUGGUACUGGUGGGGACGCUGGGUUCUCGCCGCCGUCGUCGUCGGCAUCGCACUUCUGAUCCUCAUCUUCUGCAUGAACUCCCGCCGUCGCAGAAAGCGCGGUGUCCAGCCCUUCUACGGCACCGGAUGGAUGAGCAACAACAAUAAGCACAAUCAGCAGGGCACCUACGCCUACAACCAGCCGUACAAUGGCCAGCAGCAAGGAUACGCAGGCUACCCCCAGCAGGGCGGCGCCUACCAGAACCCGCCUCCGGCUUACGGGCCCGCUCAGCAGCAACCUCAGUACACUGGCACCACUUUCAACCCAAACGAUGGAUACUACGGCGGUCACAACGAGGGUAUUCACCUGCAGCAGCCGCAAAACGCCUACCAGCGGGAUUCUUACGCCCCGCCUGCUGGCCCGCCGCCCGGAAAGUAG